CCACAGCAGGAGAGGAUGUAGGCCCCAGUUAGACACCCUCCACAAACAUGUACCGCAUCCCCGUGCUCCUUUUGUGCCUCCUGAGUGUGACCGCGCCUGCAGGCAGCGCUAACACUCUCACCGGUACCGGCUCCACUCCGGACUCCGUUAAUACGAACUUUUCUUCCUCCGACAAUUCGACACCGUGCGAGAAGAGCGCGGACUGCGAGGAACUUCCGCGCCCGCACUUCUGCUCCAAUGGCACGUGCUACGGCUGUUACGAGUGCUGCGCCCUGAAGAAAGCGCAGUGUCCGAGGAGGUGGUGCUACUGUACCUGGUUUUUAACAGACGAGGAGCUGAAGAUCGUAGCCCAGGCAGUUUUAGGAGUUGCCGUGUUUGUCACUUGUGUAGCUCUGCUGAGCUUGCUGUGGAAAAUGUGUGCAAGACGCCUGCGGCGGCGGCGCGUGGCGGCGGCGGCGGGGGUGGACCUGCUGGACGACGCGGCGAGCCUCAGCUCGCAGCAGGUGUUCGUGGUGGAGCGGCUGCGCGACAGGCCGCCGCGCUACGAAGACGCCGCCCGCGACUUCGCCGUCGAGAAGCCGCCCCCGUACUCGGAGGCCGUGGUAGUCGUCAUAGGCAGACUCGUCAGGAGGUCCUCCGCCGAACCCGAGGCGGACUGUGGCACUCGUCCGCCGAAGGGGCUGCCGCAGCCGCAGCCGCUGUCGCCCCGCACCGCGCCGGGACUCUCAACUGGGGCCGCCUCCUCGGAGCCCGAGCCGGGACCGGCGGCUGCAGCAGCCGAGGAGCUGGGCAGCCCCACGUCCACCGCGGCUUAG
Molecule: messenger RNA, 815 nt
Organism: Schistocerca cancellata (South American locust)
Lineage: Eukaryota; Metazoa; Arthropoda; Insecta; Orthoptera; Acrididae
Exons: 6
Coding region: 48-815 (255 amino acids)
Source: RefSeq, a predicted model, not a curated record